AUGAACACUAAAGGGAUCAUUCUGCGAGCCUUUGACCAGUUCAGGCUAAAAACAUGCAUGGACUUCCAGCCCAGAGACUCUGAGAUGUACUACCUGACAAUUGAGAAACGUACAGGGUGCUCCUCCUAUGUAGGGAGAACGUUUCCAAAUGGACAGGUUGUUUCCAUUGGACAGAACUGUGAUAUUAUCGCCAUCGUGGAACAUGAGCUUCUACAUGCUCUGGGCUUCUGGCAUGAGCAGUCCAGAUAUGACAGGGAUGAAUAUGUAACCAUUGUCAAUGAAAACAUCGUAGAAGCAUCUGCGGUCACAUUCCUAGAGACAUGCAGCUUUGAGGACAACCAGGAGUGUGGUAUGACCCUAUGUGCCAGUAUCAGUGCCAGCUGGGAGAGAGUGGGCAGUGUCCAAGAGGGGCCAACCUCAGACCACACCAAGCUGAGUCCUUUAAGGGGUCAUGAGAGGAACUUUGUGAAAGUCUCUCCCCAUGAUUCGACCACCCUGGGUUUCCCGUAUGACUACAGCUCGGUGCUGCAUUACAGUGAGACAUCAUUCAGCAAGGGAGAGGGACCUACCAUCAUCACUAAGCAACCUGAGUACCAAAAGAUUAUUGGACAACGCCUUGAAAUGAGCCCACAAGAUGCCUUAAUGCUGAACAAGCUAUACGGCUGCAAAAAAUCUAUUUCAUUUAUGGAACAUUGCAACUUCGACAACCAGAGAUUGUGUGGGAUGAGUCGCUGCACUAAGAGUUUGGUAGGUGGCUGGAAAAGAAUGAAGACUGUUAUUGGGGGGCCCUAUUCUGAUUUCACCAACCUGGGGAAGACAGACGGUACUGGUUUCUUCAUGCACGCCAGCACAGCGUCAGGCCAGGAGGGGGACACAGCCCGGCUGGAGAGCAGGGAGAUGACUCCCAGUAGGAAGUGCAGUGUCCAGUGUCUGCAGUUCUACUACUACCACAGUGGUAACGAGUCAGACCAGCUCAACAUCUGGAUGAGAGUGUAUCGUGAUGAGAGAAACCCUAACGGAACUCUACGCCACAUGGGCCAGAUCACAGGUUCCCCAGGAUCUCACUGGAUGCCCUACCACGUGCCCCUGAACGCCACCAAAACGUUCCAGGUGGAGUUUGAGGUGCGUAAAGGAGCAGGACAGUCUACAGGUGGGUUUUCCAUCGAUGACAUCAACCUGUCAGAAACCGAAUGCCCCCAUCACACCUGGCAGAUUAAAGACUUUGAGAAUCUUUUAACCACCAGUGAUAUUAACACUGUUGUGUACAGCCCCAGAUACUACUCCCCAGAGGGCUAUGCCUACCAGAUUGCCAUUUAUCUUCGUGAAAUGUUCUUUGGAGUCUAUGUGCGCUUAGUCUCAGGAAAGUAUGAUGACCAACUCCAGUGGCCUUGCCACCAACGACAAGUGACGAUUCAACUGCUGGACCAGAAUCCCCACACUCAGCAACGCAUGUCCAAGCAAAUCAGCAUUACCACUGAACCCUCACUUCAGGACGACUAUGAUUCCUGGAACAAUCCCCGUAUAGUCGGAAUGCUAAAAAACAGGGGUGAUGAGUCCUUCUAUGUAAACCCUGCUGUUGGCUACUUAAAAUUCCUAACCUUGACGCAACUGAAGCAUAGAGAAUUCCUCAAGGGAGGCAACAUUUUCUUCCUCAUCACCAUGCAAGGUAUGAUCCUCAUCAUGAUCGUCCUGAGUUGA
Oncorhynchus kisutch (coho salmon) is the source of this 1698-nucleotide messenger RNA. RefSeq names its product meprin A subunit beta-like. The transcript has 9 exons. NCBI's taxonomy places the organism in Eukaryota, Metazoa, Chordata, Actinopteri, Salmoniformes, Salmonidae. Gene Ontology annotation, molecular function: zinc ion binding; metalloendopeptidase activity; protein binding. Gene Ontology annotation, cellular component: membrane. Bases 1 to 1698 code for a protein of 565 amino acids. The record is from RefSeq and is a predicted model, not a curated record. Gene Ontology annotation, biological process: proteolysis.